AUGCGUCUUCUUCCUUUGAUCGUCAGCCUUAGUGGGCUGGCGAUUGCCACUACACCUAGCUCUUCGGUCUUAUCGACUACAAGUACUAGUACUAGCAGUACUAGCAGCACUUCCUCAUCUGCUACAACUGCUGCUGUAACCACUACCAGUUGUGGGUGUUCAACUUCAAAUACCGCAGUCACAGUAGCUGCUGAUGGCAGUGGUCAGUUCACUGCCAUUGGAGAUGCUAUUUCCUACGCUCAAAGCAAUGGCAUCCCUACUGUCACCGUCUCUGCGGGUACCUACACUCAGGCUAUCACAGUUUCAGCAACUCCCACCGUCACUAUUGUUGGUCAAAACUCUAACAGUGGCGAUUACACCGAAAAUGAGGUCACGAUCACUAAUGCCGGCACGGUCUUGACUGUGAAUAACAAUGUUGAGCAAGUCAGCUUCAAGAAUAUCAACUUUGAGAAUACCGCAUCGGCCUAUGGAGCUCUGAUUCUGAAGGGUAAUAAGUAUGCGUUUUACGACUGUCAAAUUGUCUCAACUGGAUCCCUGGGUAUUACGGCUAGCGUGGGUCUUGGUUUUAUUGCCAACUCCUACGUUGAGGCUCUUGACAAGGUCAUCUAUGGAGCGGCUAGUCUCUAUGUGUUCAAUACUGAGCUCGUCCCAACAGACAGCUCGGCUCUCUUGACAUACAUGAAGGGAACUACUGCCACUGACUCUACCUUGUACAACUCCACCGUCGUGCUCGACACUGUUACUGUGACGCAGAAGUCUGGAUUAUCAAACACCAAUGUGUUUUUGGCUGCUGCUAAUGGUGCCGGAACUGUGGUUGUCUACCGGAACUCAGUACUGGGCAGCUUUAUUGCGGCUUCUGGUGCUCACGUCGAUACUACCACUCAAGAUGGCUACAACUUCUUCGCCGAGUACUCUAACACUGGCUCUGGCGCCUAUGCGAGCAAUGCUGCCACUCGUGCGGAAUAUGUUUCCCUUCUGGAUGCUUCAGAAGUUGCGCAAUACAGCAUGAGUGAAAUUUUUGCUGCUGCUUACCCGUCUUAUGCCUCUUCCGAUACCACCUGGGUUGAUUCCUCGGUCCUUGCAAAGAUUGAAAGUGAUGACUCUGCUAUUCCAACUACUUCAACAUCUUCUACCCCAAUCUCGACUUCCACAGUUGCUCAGACCACGUCCUCUGGGUUCGUUACCGUGGUGAGCAGCUCUGCCACUACUACUAGCUCCGUGGCUUCCAGCUCCACUACUAGUACCUUUGUGGUCAACCCAACUGCCGGCCUUUACAAGAAUGUCACUGCUGCGAUUGCCGCUCUUCCCAGUGACGGCGAGGAAUAUACCAUUUACAUCAUGAGUGGUACAUACGACGAGCAGAUCUCUAUCACCCGUUCUGGAAAGACAAUCCUCCGUGGUGAAACCACAUAUGAGAAUGACUAUACCCAGAACACUGUUACCAUCGCGUACUCUAAUGGUGUUUUGACGAGCGCCAGUGAAGACGAGACAACUCCGGUAGUCAAUGCGAAGAAUUCGGACGGCAAGGGACUGGCGAUCUAUAACAUCAAUUUCCAAAACACUUACCCACAGACCUCCAAUACCGCUGCUCUUGCUGCUGACUUCUACGGAAAUGUUCAGUCUUAUGGCUGUUCCUUCAUCGGAUACCAAGAUACACUGCUUGCAAACAAGGGAACACAGGUAUUCUCCAACUGCUACAUUGAAGGUUCCAUUGAUUACAUCUGGGGUUUCUCGACUGCCUACUUCUACCAGAGUGUUAUUGCAGCAAACACCGCUGGAGCUUGUAUUGCUGCGAUGAGCCGCUCUUCUGACACUGCAACUGGAGGUUACGUUUUCGACAGUUGCGUUGUGACAUACACCUCGACCUAUGGCACCACCUACGAAGAUACUUGGCUCGGCAGACCCUACUCCGAGUACAGUCGAGUAGUGUACAUGAACUCGUACCUUGACCAGCACAUCAACCCUGCUGGAUGGCAUGUUUGGUCCACAAGCACGCCUCAAACCGACUAUGUCACAUUUGGAGAGUACAACAAUUCUGGUCCUGGAAAGUGGUCUAGCAGCCGUGCCUCUUUUGCCACAAACCUCACUGAGACUGAGGCGGAGGCAUACACUUUGGAAAACUGGAUUGGUGACACUUCUUGGCUUGACAUGACCGCAUAUGAUUAUGUUCCGUCCUAUAGUCUGGAUGAAGGAGCCAGCGGCACAACCACCGCCACUUCCACUUCUAACACAACUUCCACCGCAACCUCCACCACAUCGACAGCCUCAACAACAGCUACUUGGACUCACCCAACCAGCGGUACUGUUCCACCUGCUGGUGCAGUCCUGGUCAGCCCUUCCGGAAGUAUGAAUGGAUCUUACAGCAACCUCACUGAUGCAUUGGCCUCUCUCCCCGAUGACAGCUCUACCCAGAUUAUUUUCCUGUACGCUGGAACCUAUGACGAGCAGGUUCCAUCAAUUGAUAGAGAUGGACCAGUUAUGAUUAUCGGAUACACUACUGGAAACCCUGGUCAGAGCUAUGCCGACAACGAAGUGACCAUCACCUUCUCUCGGGGUCUUUCUGUUUCCCCACUUCCAACCGGCCACUCCGAUGCCGAGACUGCGACUAUUACGACCGCCUCUACACAGAUCGCUUUCUAUAACAUCAACAUUAUCAACUCGGAUAAUCUGGAUGGAUCAGAGUCCAGCUACGUGACCUUGGCUGCGUCCAUUGCCGGUAACCAUGUGGCAUUCUAUGGUAUGUUGACUAGUGUUUCAUCUCACAAUCACAAACGAUACUAA
Molecule: messenger RNA, 2781 nt
Organism: Penicillium malachiteum
Lineage: Eukaryota; Fungi; Ascomycota; Eurotiomycetes; Eurotiales; Aspergillaceae
Product: Pectinesterase catalytic
Exons: 2
Coding region: 1-2781 (926 amino acids)
Biological process (GO): cell wall modification
Molecular function (GO): pectinesterase activity
Source: RefSeq, a predicted model, not a curated record